GCUGCACUCUUCUGCAGACACUCAGAGUGUGUUCAGCAGUGAGAGAGAGCAGCAGAGAGACAUUCGCUUUGACUGAAGCACCAACACUUUUCUUUGUGUGUGUGAGAAGUUUUAAGAAGGAUGAUGGACGACUAUGACCUUUCCUUCUGGAUCUACCUGGCUGUGGUGACCGCGUUAGUGGGCGGGGGCAUCAAGAAGAUCCUGGCAUCCCACCUGAGCACUGGCCCCACUCUGGUGGCCUGGCUGGGGGCCACGGUGCUGGUGGAGCGACUGUGGGCGUUCUGUCUGCCGGCCAUGCUGCUGUUGGUGCUGCUCGCUCUUAUCUGUUACAUCUACUUGAGGUCCAGGGCCGGCCCACCACCCACCCUUCCUAUGCAGGGCAAAGCUGUCUUCAUUACAGGCUGCGACACCGGCUUUGGGAAUGCUGCGGCAAAGCGCCUGGACUCUUUGGGUAUUGAUGUUUUUGCCACCGUUUUGGAUCUGACAGGAGAAGGAGCCAGAGAGCUGCAGAAAAGCUGCUCAUCCCGCCUCACUCUCCUGCAGGUGGACAUCACGAAGCCGCAGCAGGUGCAGCAGGCGCUGCUGGACACCAAGGCCAAGCUGGGUCUCAGAGGUCUGUGGGGUUUGGUCAACAAUGCUGGAGUGUGUGUGAAUUUAGGAGACGCAGAGCUGUCACUGAUGUCCAACUUCAGAGGCUGCAUGGAGGUGAACUUCUUUGGUACGGUGAGCAUCACCCAGAGCUUCCUGCCGCUGCUGCGACAGAGCAAAGGACGCAUCGUCAACAUCUCCAGCCCGGCCGGUGACCAGCCGUUUCCAUGCCUGGCAGCGUACGGUUCAUCCAAAGCGGCUUUGAAUCUCUUCACUGAGAGCCUGAGGCACGAGCUGCAACCCUGGGGGGUCAAAGUGAGCAUCAUCCUGCCGUCCUCAUAUAGGACAGCUCCCUCCAGCAACAACAACUAUUGGGAGCAGAAGCACAAGCAGCUCCUGGAGAGUAUGUCUCCAGCGCUGGUUGAGGAGUACGGCGAGGACUACAUGAAUGAGACCAUAAACCUGUUCCGGAGUUUUGGUAAGAAUGCCAAUCCAGACUUCAGCCCAGUCCUUGACGCCAUCGUCCAGGCCCUGUUUUCACCGGAGCCGCAGGCGCGCUACUAUGCCGGCCCCGGCCUCUUCCUCAUGUACUUCGUCAAUAACUACUGCCCACUCAGCAUCAGGAACCGCUUCCUCCAGAAGAUAUUCCUGAAGAAGACGCUGAUGCCGCGUGCACUGAGGGAGCAGUCGGGUCAGGAGGUGAACCGUGACCUCCAUAACAACAACAACGAGGAGAAGCUGCAGCAGCUGUAAACCUGCUAGUACAGGACCACUCCAGGAACACACUCAUAGAGCCAGCCCAUUUCUGUUUGUUCUGUAUCUGUUUGACUCCACCCACACAAGAGGAAUACUUACCUGGAGGUCAGGGGGCGGGGCCUGUUAGAGGGAAAACAGCAUCUGGGCCCGUUUUCACAAAGAACCCUAUGACUAAAAGUAGCUCCUAGUGACGUAUUUCUAAGAAAAAUCGGAGAAUUUCUCCAAUUCUCCGAUUUUUCUUAUAAUUUUCCCUCAGUAAGAUAAAAGUUAUUCACGAAGCAUCUGAGGCCUUCAGAGAGCUCCUAACGUGAGAUAUCAAGAGUUGUGAGGAGGACUUUUAGUCAGCCUAAGAGUGUCUGAAGCAGAGAAGAUGGAGAAAAGACAGAGAGAAAGGAGAGAUAUUCUCCUCCAAUGAACAACAGUGAAUAAAUAAAACGCCACCGGCUCCAUGGUGCAGGGAUCCACAUCUACAUACAUACACACUCUAGACAAGAUACAGUACAAUAAUCUAAGCACUAUUUAAAUAGCAGGAAGAUGUAAAUGAGGUGAAUCAGUAUUUGCUGUAUUGUUCACGAUGAUGUCAGCAGCCUCAGCC
Girardinichthys multiradiatus is the source of this 1939-nucleotide messenger RNA. RefSeq names its product hydroxysteroid (11-beta) dehydrogenase 2 (gene hsd11b2). The coding region runs from base 121 to 1341 and encodes 406 amino acids. The transcript is spliced from 5 exons. The record is from RefSeq and is a predicted model, not a curated record. NCBI's taxonomy places the organism in Eukaryota, Metazoa, Chordata, Actinopteri, Cyprinodontiformes, Goodeidae. Gene Ontology annotation, molecular function: oxidoreductase activity.